CACCGAAGCCACGCCCGCGUGGGGCGCACCUAGUGCUCUCCCGCCCCACGAAAACCAAUCGGAAGGCAACUGGCUCUAAUGGGCGAUUGGCGCAAAUGACGAAAACACCCUCGAUUUCUUCAAAAGGGCGUUAGGUUUUCUAGGGUUUCUUUCCUCUCGUUUCAUAUCUAGGGUUUAUUCGAUCUCCGCGAUCCGAUCAUUCGUCGAUUUUUCUUGCUUUGCAAUCAGGGCUUGAUUUCUCCUCGAAUUUUCGCUCCAUUUUAGGAUCAUGCCGGCGAAUACAGGUUGCACGGUUUAUAUAGGUAACUUGGAUGAGAAGGUGAACGAUAGAGUCUUGUAUGAGAUUCUAGUUCAGGCAGGCAGAAUUCUAGACUUGCAUAUACCUCGAGAUAAGGAAACCAUCUGUCCUAAGGGCUUUGCAUUUGCAGAAUAUGAAUCCAAAGAGAUUGCAGAUUAUGCUGUCAUGCUUUUCUCUGGCCUCAUCUCUCUUUACAGUAGAACACUGAAAUUUGCGAUUUCUGGGCAAGACAAGCCCUCUAAAAACACAGUCACUACUACAAUGCAUGCGUCAAACUUCCCUCCUAACCUGGGAUCACUGCCAACUCAACUUGCAAAUACUGAAAAUUACCAACAGGCAGCUCUGUUGUUGACACCCUGUAGGUUUUCAGCAUACUCCCAAUCAGCGCCUCCUAAUUUUCCAGAAGCACCUCCUACUGGACUAGUAAGAACUGGAUAUAGAUCAGUUCUCAACAAUUUCAAUUAUAGUAGUCACUUUUACGGGGGAACACUGGAUAGUGUUUGAGACUUAUCCAAGCCAAGCAAUCAAUAUUUCUGGAAAGCCAGUUGCAACUUCUCCUAGUAAUCUCUGCUGGGUGAUGUAUCUCUUAGCUCAUCUGUAUGUAUUGCUAGAUUUGUAUACUUCCUCUGUGACUCAACUUGUAGUACUCUUGGGGUGGGAGGAUGGAAGCAGUGGCAGUCACCUAGGAAGGGCCUCUUAGCUAGUUAGUUUUAGCAAGUAAAAUCAGCUGUUGGAUUAGUUUGUUUGGGUUAGUUGAUUACAUCACACUCUGUAUUGGGCUGCUUUUGCUUUCCUUCGAUCCUGUACAGCUUUAGGGCGCUUUGCUUUCUCCCUAUAACAUGUAAUCAUGUACAAACUGAUUCACGAUAGCGUAGUGGCAACUUUGUGUUAGUUUGGUUAUGUCUGUCUGUAGGGAUGAUGGUUGUAAGUUGUUAUGACUUUUCAGCUCU
This is a messenger RNA of Magnolia sinica, 1248 nucleotides long. Its product is annotated as spliceosome-associated protein 49-like. The transcript is spliced from 4 exons. The coding region runs from base 269 to 802 and encodes 177 amino acids. The record is from RefSeq and is a predicted model, not a curated record. Lineage: Eukaryota; Viridiplantae; Streptophyta; Magnoliopsida; Magnoliales; Magnoliaceae. Gene Ontology annotation, molecular function: RNA binding.